Pipistrellus kuhlii (Kuhl's pipistrelle) is the source of this 3048-nucleotide messenger RNA. It is a transcript of the gene ADGRG7, whose product is annotated as adhesion G protein-coupled receptor G7. The transcript has 18 exons. Gene Ontology annotation, biological process: G protein-coupled receptor signaling pathway; cell surface receptor signaling pathway. Lineage: Eukaryota; Metazoa; Chordata; Mammalia; Chiroptera; Vespertilionidae. Gene Ontology annotation, molecular function: G protein-coupled receptor activity. The coding region runs from base 212 to 2662 and encodes 816 amino acids. The record is from RefSeq and is a predicted model, not a curated record. Gene Ontology annotation, cellular component: membrane.
UAUUCUUUGACCCUGUUAGUUAUUCCCUCCCCUUCUUUAUUGCCCUGAGUUCUCUUCCUUUUUCCACACUCCAAUCACUUUUUUCAUGUUCUCAUUCAGUGAAGAUGAGGAAAUUGCAAGCAGAAAUAGUUUCUGAUUAAACUUCUUGGCUCGAGAAGAAAAGACGCUCGUUACUUUUCACCCAGGAGUGGAUUUGUGGCUUGACUUCCCCAUGGCUGCCUGCCGUGUGUGUGACCUCAGGGUGCUGGUGGCCAUCGUGUGUGGGCUGCUGACCGCCGUCACUUUGGGACUGACCACCUGGAUGGCUGUCAAGAUACUGACAGAUUUAAAGACCUCAGUGUCCCCAACCAAAACUAACCAGUCAGUAAAUCGUAAUAAUCCUAUCUCAGAAACACCUCCCUCCUCAGGAAGACCUUUUAAAGGGGACUGCAGGAAUGGUGGAACCUGGCAAAAUGGCACAUGUCUUUGUACAGAAGACUGGAAAGGACUGAGAUGUACAAUAAUUAAUUUCUGUCCAAACAGUACCUCUGGGAAUUUUACUUUUGGCAAUAUUUCAGUGGGAAGAUAUGGACCUUCCUUGGAAACAUGUGGCAGGGACACUCACAAUGCGGGCAGCCCAAGAGCAACCCGGCUGUGCUACCUUACUGAAGAUGGAGAGAUAGAAUUACAAAAUGCGACAAUAGCAGAUUGCAAUACAAAUCUGGAAACCCUGGGAGAGCAGGUAUGCCCUAUGGCCCAUGUGAUAGGCAACUGGAAAAAACUAAGUGAUUCGUCAGAAAAUGCUCCAACUGUUUCUAAACAAGUCCUGAUUUUAACAUCUAAUAUCACAAAUUUAGAGCCUCAGAACAUCACUUCUGCUACUAAAGUGGUGGGACAGAUCUUCAACAUAACCACAAAUGAUUCAGCUCAGGCAAAAAUAGAUGCUGUCACAACAGUGAGUCAACUUCUAGGUGCCAAAGAAGAAGUUUUUAAAAAAGCUGUCGCUGAAGAUGAACAGGUCUUUUCAACGCUUGUUACUCAAAUGGAGACCUACUCCUGGUCUUUGGGCAAUAAUUCAGUGGUGAACCCUAAUAUAGCAAUACAGUCUUUCUCUUUACCUCCAGAAGACACUGGGGAGUCUACAGGUGUUCUCUUCACUGUGGACAAAGGAGCUAGCAAUUCUCUUGUUUCUGGUUCCACAAGUGUAGAAUCAAACAAAGACGGUGUUCAUCCAAAUAAAACGACUGAACUUCAGAUCUGGCUCAAUACACCAAAAAGUAAUGCCACGUCAUAUGGCUUUAUAGUGUAUCAAAACAGCAAGCUUUUCCAAUCAAAAAUUUUUAAAAGUACAUCAAAUGACAGUAUAAGAGUUGUCUCAAGCACAGCUAAUAACACUGGGAACAAACAGAAUAUUUCUGUCCAAAUGGCCUUUCGUCAACAGUACACUAAAAAGAAGUUCCAAUCUUAUGCCUGUGUCUAUUGGAAUACUACAAAGAAGGAUUGGGACACAGAUGGCUGUUUCAAAGAUGUAAGCAGGGAUAAGGUGCUGUACUGCCGCUGUAACCACACUACAAACUUUGCCGUGUUACUGAGUUUUACAGAGGCUAAUUAUCCUGGCCUAAACGAAUUAACCUCUGUUGGAUGUGCGCUGUCCAUUACUGGUCUGAUUCUCACAAUUAUAUUUCAGAUUGUCACCAGGAAAGUCAGAAAAACCUCAGUAACCUGGGUGUUGGUCAGUCUGUGCACAUCAAUGUUGAUUUUCAACCUCCUCUUUGUGAAUGGAAUUGAAAACAAAAAUAAGUAUGAAAAUGGUACUGGUGAUGCUAAUAAAAAUGAAAUUAAGCCAGAAAUCCUUCCAAAUAAAACGUGUACGGCGAUUGCUAUCUUGCUGCACUAUUUUCUGUUGGCGAUGUUUACCUGGACUGGAGUCAGCGCUGUGCAGCUCUACUUCCUUCUGAUCAGGACCAUGAAGCCUCUUCCUCAACGGUUCACUCUUUACAUGUCUUUAAUUGGAUGGGGGGUCCCAGCUAUCAUGGUAGCUAUGACAGUGGGAAUUAUUUUUUCUCAGGAUUCUUCACAAUGGGAUCUAAACUACCGGCAAGAAGAAAUCUGCUGGUUGGCAUUGACAAAAGAAAAUGAGUUUAAAAGAAGUCCACUUUUGUGGUCAGUCGUUUUACCUGUGGCCAUUAUCCUCACCAACAAUGUUGUUCUAUAUAUUAUCAUUAUAGUCAAAGUGGUGUGGAAGAAUGACCAGAAUCUGACAAGCACGAAAAAGGUUUCAUUGCUAAAGAAGGUUUUCAGCACAUUAUCUAUCGCAGUCAUAUUUGGAAUUACCUGGAUCCUGGGAUUUGUUAUGCUAACACAUGAUGGGACAUUCAGAGAUGUCCUCAGCUACAUAUUCUGCAUUUUCAACACUACUCAGGGAUUGCAAAUUUUCAUCCUCUACACUGUCAGAACAAAAAUCUUCCAGAAUGAAGCUGCCAAAAUGUUGAAGCUGCUAUCAUCAUCCGCUGAUAGAGUGAAGCUGCUGCCAUCCAAGACCAGGAUGAGGCUGCGUGCGAGGAUGUAUAACAUGCUCAGCUCAUUCCCAGCCCUAAACGAACGCUUUAGGCUGCUGGAGCCAGCUGUGGUUACCGAGGAAAUGACACUCUCUGAAAGUGACCAAGCCAGCAUAAGCAUCUAGACAGUAAAGCCAUUGCCUUCUGUGGUCCUUCUCAUUCAACUUGUGUGAGUUUUGCUUUUUCUAUUUCUUUCCUUUGUUAACUAGUCCUUCAGGAAAGUCUCCCUCAAUAUAUUUAGCUCAAGGUUAAAAACCAGGUAAAACCUGUUGUUUUUUUUUAUCAUCAGGGAUCCUGGAUUUGGUAGGUCCCCCCCCAACCCCCCUUGUUAUUCAACAGAUUCUUACCUGAACGAGGUGAAGAAUCCCAUCCAGCAUUCAAAAUAAUUCAAGAUUAUCAUUGCUCUGUGUAUAUCAUAAAGUCUGUGACAAACUUUGAUAAAAAUGUAGAACCUAAACAAAUUUCUUUUAUGAUUUACUACAAAGGAUACAAGGAGAAAAAUUUACCACCU